GAUUAUUGAGCCAGUUAAUCAUAGAGAGCAUCCACAUCACGAUGUUCUCUAUACUUUUGACGUUCAUUGCGGGUGCGCUGAUACUUCUGAUUUUUUAUUUGCUCGUACGAUUUACCUACUGGAAGAGAAACGGUAUUCCAACCGCCAGAGGAUGCUAUCCGUUUUUCGGUCACAUGUUACCUGUUCUGACGUUAAAUACGAGUAUGUCCGACGUGGUCCGGAAGGUAUACGACGAUUACCAAAAUUGUAGUAUGGUUGGCAUUUACAAAGUAACGCAACCGGCAUUGAUUAUUCGGGAUCCAAAUUUGAUAAGGAGCGUGUUGAUAAGUAACGUCUCAAGCUUCCACAAGAACGCGAUGGAAUCUAACCCAAACGUCGACUCCUUGAUAAACAACCAUCCUUUUUUUAAUGACGGGGAAGUGUGGCUUACGGGAAGGAAACACUUGACCUAUGCGUUUAGUGGAUCGAGGUUGAGAAAUUUAUUCAUAGCAAUCAGUGGUGUGUGCAAAAAAUUUCAGCGUUUUAUAGACCGUCAACUAGAGAAGGAUAAUAAGUACGACGUCGAAUUUAAGUACUUGUUCACCAAAUUCACGGGUGAAGUUGUGGCGAACGCUGGUUUGGGUAUAGAGGGACGUUGCUUCGAGGACGAGGACCAUCCGACCGCAUUCGAUCAGAUCGGUCGCGCAGUGUUUAAAACAUCACUUUUCGACAGAUUUGUAAUACUAGUCCUCACCCUGUUUCCCAAACUAAAUCGCCUAAUGAAAAUCGAUGUCGUGCCGAAGGAUGUGGAUCAGCUGUUUAGGGGAAUUGUUGACGAGUAUUUAAGUAUGAAAGAAAAGGAGUCGACACCGAGAUUCGACUUCCUUCAUUUGAUGAUGGAGCUCGAGAAGACAGGCGAGAAGGUGGAUAAAAACGCUCUGGCAUCACAUGCGUUUACAUUCUACGCUGACGGAUUGGAAACGUCGAGCAUUACGCUUAGUUACGUUGGAUAUCAACUGGCUGUUCAUCAGGACGUUCAGAAAAAAUUGCGGGACGAAGUAAAGUCCAUGAUCGAGAAACACGGUGAAUUAACGUACGAUGCAUUGGCAGAGAUGAAAUACAUGGAGCAGGUGAUUAACGAAUCUCAAAGAUGUUAUCCGGCUGCGGAUAUGUUACAAAAAUCGUGCACGAAAGAAUGCGUACUCGAAGGACCGGAUGGACUGAGUUGUCGAGUUAAACCAGACACUCACAUCAUUCUGCCUUUAGGCAGUCUGCAGAGUGAUUCCAAGUACUGGCCCGAUCCGCAAACAUUCGAUCCGGAACGAUUUAACCCCGAGAGAAAACAGACUAUUGAAAAAAUGGCGUUCCUACCCUUCGGUGAUGGUCCAAGGAUGUGCGUGGGCAUGAGACUCGCUAUGCUGCAGAUGAAAGCUUGUUUGGCUACUUUGGUUAAUAAUUAUAAAUUAGAAUUAUCUCCGAAAACAAAACUACCGUUCAAAACAAUAACAGUUUUCGAAUUAAUAUUGCCAGUCGGGCUUCGGGUGCAAAUUUCAAAACUUUGACAAGUAUUGGAGAAUUUCUGAAAAUAUACAUAUAGAUCUGUACACUUGGACAAUACAUGAAAAUCUCGUUAUUGUUCAUUUUCUUUUCGCUAAUCAAUAGUACAGUAAUUGCUAUUAACUGCGUAUCAUUCGGUUAAUGAAUGAGGAACAAACUUCGUUUAGACAGACUUGCAACGAUAAUAUAUAAACCCCCUUCUUAACUUUUUUGCCAGUAAAUGAUACUAUUGCACUCUACUGUUAAUCAAUAGAUCGCAUUCAAGAUUUUUCUGGUAGAGUUAGCUGACGCGUUAGCUGUAUGACAGACUUGACAUAGUACAGUUCUACAGGAGAGCAACGUGGCAAGUACACUCCUUACCUUCGUCGCAGGUGCAUUAUUAGGCAUCUCAAACUUGCCCAUUUUUUUACCGUUUCAUGAAAAGGUCAAUUUUUUGGGAGAUAAAGAAUAGAAUAUGCUAUUAGCUUAGACUUUAUCAUUGGCGACCUUCAGUUUCAAUAGACGUUGAAACGACGAUUGUAUAUUGAGCAAGACAAUUUUAUUUUCAAAUUAGUAGGGAAAGUUGAUAAAGAUAGAUGCGAGUGUCAACUGUAUCAAUUGCAGUACACAUGUAAUGACUCGUCAUUUUGUAGUACAUGUAAUAAAUAACGAGGUAUGACAAGUUAUCGUACGUUUUUUUAACUCGUAAGAAUAAAAUCAAAAUAACGAGCACUGUGAUAUUCGCGAACUUUUUGGAUAAAAACAAAUACGAAAUGAAUAAAUGAAUAAGACACA
Messenger RNA from Ceratina calcarata, 2310 nucleotides. Its product is annotated as cytochrome P450 6a2-like. Lineage: Eukaryota; Metazoa; Arthropoda; Insecta; Hymenoptera; Apidae. The record is from RefSeq and is a predicted model, not a curated record. Bases 42 to 1541 code for a protein of 499 amino acids. The transcript has a single exon. Gene Ontology annotation, molecular function: monooxygenase activity; iron ion binding; oxidoreductase activity, acting on paired donors, with incorporation or reduction of molecular oxygen.